AUGAAAUUAUUUGUGGUCGUAUUAUCGGUCGUGGCAUUAGCCAGUGCGAGACCCGAAGCUCCCUUGGGAGGCGGAUACUCGUAUCCAUCAGGCGGAAGUCAUGGUGGAAAUCACCAUCACGGAGGCGGUCACAGUUCAGGCGGCGGCGGAUAUAAUUACAACCAAGGAGGACACAGUUCCGGUGGAUUUUCGCAUGGCGGAAGCUCCGGAGGUUUCUCGCAUGGCGGAGGUGUCUCGUCAUUCGGCGGAAAUUCCGGAGGUUUCUCUUCACAUGGCGGCUCAGGCUUCGGCGGAGGCAAUUCUGGCUUCGGAGGCGGCGUAAGCGGCGGUUUCGGACAAAGCUCUUCAUUCGGCGGAAACGCUGGAGGUUUUGGCGGCGGUUUCGGCGGAGGUGCUGCCGGACAAACUUUAGUCCAGAAACACAUCUAUGUCCAUGUCCCACCUCCAGAUGAGGAAGAACAACGCCAACAAACCAUCGUUAACCCAGGAGUUCGUCAAAAGCACUACAAGAUCAUCUUCAUCAAGGCUCCAUCCGUGUCGGCGCAACAACAAGCCAUCAUCAACCAAGCUGCCCAGAAAGAAGAAAAGACCAUUGUCUACGUUUUGGUUAAGAAACCCGAAGAUUUGGCUGAUAUCCAAGCUGCUGCUCCUCAACAAAUCACACCACCAAGCAAACCUGAAGUUUAUUUCAUCAAAUAUAAGACCAACAAAGGACAAGGAGCUGCUGGAGGUUCAUUCGGAGGAAGCACAGGAGGUUCAUUCGGAGGCAGCACCGGAGGCUCAUUCGGCGGUAGCUCAAGCGGAUCAUUCGGCGGAUCUUCAUCCGGAUCAUUCGGCGGAAGCUCAGGCGGUUCUUUCGGAGGCUCAUCUGGUUCAUUCGGAGGUCACUCAUCCGGAGGCAGCAGCCACGGAUCUGGAUUCGGAGUUUCCGGAGGCGGAGUCUCUGCGCCAUCAUCCAAAUACGGAGUUCCUGGAAGCUACAAAAAGUAA
This is a messenger RNA of Culicoides brevitarsis, 990 nucleotides long. RefSeq names its product keratin, type I cytoskeletal 9-like. The record is from RefSeq and is a predicted model, not a curated record. The transcript has 4 exons. Lineage: Eukaryota; Metazoa; Arthropoda; Insecta; Diptera; Ceratopogonidae. The coding region runs from base 1 to 990 and encodes 329 amino acids.